Messenger RNA from Emiliania huxleyi CCMP1516, 351 nucleotides. RefSeq lists its product as hypothetical. Gene Ontology annotation, molecular function: oxidoreductase activity. Lineage: Eukaryota; Haptophyta; Isochrysidales; Noelaerhabdaceae. The record is from RefSeq and is a predicted model, not a curated record. The transcript has a single exon. The annotation marks the transcript as partial.
GACACGAGCCUCGCGGGCAUCUUUGAGCUGAAUACGUGCGCGUCGCAGCUAGAGAUGUUGCGAGACGCGCGUUGCCACGUGCGGCUGAGAUGCUUCCUUGUCGCCGUCAGGUACAUUACGGGCGAGGUCAACCUCAAGUCAGUCUCGGCGGACGAGAAGUACAACCAGUAUGCGGGCCGGCCAAACUGGAACCGCAUCGGCCAAAGCAUCGGCGACAGCUUCCCGACCAGCGACGUCGGCGUCUUCCUCUGCGGGCCAAACGCCAUCGGGAAGCAGCUGGCGGCGAUGACCAGCAAGAUGAACAAGUCGGACACCACCCGGCGCUUUGUGCUCCACAAGGAGUCCUUCUGA